AUGCGUGUCAAGUCGCUCUCUGCUGCAGCCCUGCUAGCUGGAUCAGCCGCGGCUUUCCCUUAUCAGAAUGAGGCCGUCCUAAGUGGUAAGCCGGCAAACCAAGAAAAGGCUGCAGCAGUGAAAGAAGCCUUCCAGCAUGCUUGGGAUGGUUAUAUAAAAUACGCUUUCCCUCAUGACGAGCUACACCCGGUCACCAACGGAUAUGGUGACUCCAGAAAUGGAUGGGGGGCUUCCGCUGUUGAUGCGCUAUCCACUGCAAUUGUAAUGGGCAAUCAGGAGGCUGUUCAGACUAUUCUAGAGCACGUUGCGACCAUUGACUACACUAGGACUGACUCACAGGUCAGCCUGUUUGAGACAACAAUCCGUUACUUGGCUGGCAUGUUGUCAGGCUAUGACUUGCUUAAAGGACCUGCUUCAAAUCUGGUCAGCGAUGAGAGCUUAGUCGAUAAUCUACUGAACCAAUCCAAAAACCUGGCUGAUGUGCUUAAGUUUGCCUUUGACACCCCUUCCGGUGUCCCCUACAACAACCUCAAUAUCUCAUCACAGGGCAACGAUGGCGCAACAACCAACGGUCUGGCUGUGACAGGUACUCUGGUGAUGGAAUGGACACGUCUCUCUGAUCUGACGGGAGACCCAGAAUAUGCAACAAUCAGCCAAAAGGCCCAGUCAUACUUGCUCGACCCCCAGCCUUCGAGCGGGGAGCCAUUCCCGGGUCUUGUGGGCAGCAACAUCAGAAUUUCUGACGGCCAAUUUACCAACGGGUAUGUCUCGUGGAACGGAGGAGACGAUUCGUUCUACGAGUACCUGAUCAAGAUGUACGUGUACGACCCUAAGCGAUUUGAGUCGUACAAGGACCGUUGGGUACUUGCCGCAGAGUCCACUAUCAAGCAUCUGCAGUCACACCCGGAACCCCGUCCUGACCUAACGUUCCUGACUUCGUACAACGACGGCAACUAUGAUCUGAGUUCCCAGCACCUGACCUGUUUCGACGGUGGAAGCUUCAUUCUUGGCGGUACUGUGUUGGGCCGGCAGGAUUUCAUCGACUUUGGACUUGAGCUGGUCAAUGGAUGCGAGGCUACUUACAAUUCAACGCUGACUGGCAUCGGUCCCGACUCCUGGGGCUGGGACCCUAGCCGGGUGCCGAGUGAUCAGAAGGAAUUCUACAAGAAGGCUGGUUUCUAUAUUAACAGUGGCUACUACGUUCUGCGUCCCGAAGUGAUUGAGAGCUUCUACUAUGCGCAUCAAGUGACGGGCAACGAGAUUUACCGUGACUGGGUCUGGAAUGCAUUUGUUGCUAUCAACGCCACCUGUCGUACGGACUCGGGGUUUGCCGCUGUCACCAAUGUAAAUGCCAAGUACGGCGGCUCCAAGGACAAUAAUCAGGAGAGCUUCCUCUUCGCCGAAGUCCUGAAGUACUCGUACCUGACUCAUGCUGAAGACAACGAAUGGCAGGUCCAUGCGGGUGAUAAGAACACCUUUGUCUUCAACACUGAGGCUCAUCCUUUUGCUGUGGCACAUACCUAG
Messenger RNA from Penicillium taxi, 1524 nucleotides. RefSeq names its product glycoside hydrolase family 47 protein. Gene Ontology annotation, molecular function: calcium ion binding; mannosyl-oligosaccharide 1,2-alpha-mannosidase activity. Gene Ontology annotation, cellular component: endoplasmic reticulum; Golgi membrane. The coding region runs from base 1 to 1524 and encodes 507 amino acids. Lineage: Eukaryota; Fungi; Ascomycota; Eurotiomycetes; Eurotiales; Aspergillaceae. The record is from RefSeq and is a predicted model, not a curated record. The transcript is spliced from 4 exons. Gene Ontology annotation, biological process: carbohydrate metabolic process; N-glycan processing.